Messenger RNA from Taeniopygia guttata (zebra finch), 2304 nucleotides. The record is from RefSeq and is a predicted model, not a curated record. NCBI's taxonomy places the organism in Eukaryota, Metazoa, Chordata, Aves, Passeriformes, Estrildidae.
CUCAGAUGGUGUUUUUUGGCUACAUGGUGUUCAGCAUAGUGCUCGGGCUCCUGGCUGACCGGUAUGGCCGCUGGAAGAUCCUGUUGCUCUCCUUCCUCUGGGCAGCCUAUUUCUCCCUGCUGACCUCGUUUGCCCCAUCCUACAUCUGGUUUGUGUUCCUGCGGGCUAUGGUAGGAGGUGGUGUGUCAGGCCACGCGCAAGGACUUAUCAUAAAAACUGAAUUUUUGCCCACCAAAUAUCGGGGAUACAUGUUGCCCUUAUCCCAGGUGUUUUGGUUGGCAGGAUCCUUGUUAAUCAUUGGCCUGGCAUCAGUGGUGAACCCAACCAUUGGCUGGCGGUGGUUGAUCAGAAUUGCCUCCAUCCCUGGCAUCCUUCUCAUCCUGGUGUUCAAGUUCAUCCCAGAGUCGGCACGGUACAAUGUGUCCACGGGAAACACGGAGGCUGCGCUGGCCACGCUGCAGAGGAUAGCCAGGAUGAAUGGGGCGGCCGUGCCAGCGGGGCAGCUGAGGGAGCCUGCCAAGGAAAGAAGGGGAAGAUUCAAGGACCUUAUCCACCCCAAAUACCUCAGAACCACUUUGCAGAUAUGGAUCAUAUGGCUUGGCAUAGCUUUCGCUUAUUACGGCGUCAUCUUGACCAGCGCCGAGUUGCUGGAGCGGGACCUUGUCUGUGGCUCUGCAGCCCCACCGCUGCCGGACUCCAGCGAUGACUCUGAGGAGAGCCACAGCCCCUGCCACUGCCGCUUGUUUGGGCCUGCUGCCUACCAGAGCAUGAUCAUCAGCACAGCCGGAGAGAUCGCACUAAAUCCCGUGAACAUUCUCAGCAUCAAUUUCCUCGGAAGGCGUCUAAGCCUGUGUAUCACCAUGGGAUGUACAGCUCUAUUCUUUCUUCUCCUUAACAUCUGCACCUCAAGUGCAGGCAUAGUUGGCUUUCUCUUCAUGCUGCGUGCCUUGGUUUCAGCCAACUUCAACACCAUCUACAUUUACACAGCAGAGGUUUAUCCCACCACAAUGAGAGCACUGGGGAUGGGGACAAGUGGGGCAUUAUGCCGUGUAGGAGCAAUGGUGGCUCCAUUUAUAUCUCAAGUACUUAUGAGCACUUCCUUCUUGGGGGCCCUGUGUCUCUUCUCCUCCGUGUGCAUCAUCUGUGCCAUCUCUGCAGUCACACUGCCCAUCGAGACCAAGGGCAGGGCCCUGCAGGUGGGUACCACCACUCCAGGAGCUCCUGUGGCUCUAAAUGCUCUUAGGGACUUGUAGGUGAUGAUGCAGCCAGAAUCCAAACCUAGCUCUCCUGAGGUUUCUCAAGCCUGAUAGGCACUCACAGGAAUGUGCUGCUGCAGUAUCUUGAAGCACUGUUAUCCCAGUUGCCCAAAGCUUGUUUUGUGAAAGAACAACCCAGGCUGCCAGCCCCAGCCACCUCAUGUAAGCAGGUGAGCUUUAGCUUGUGCAAGCCCCUCUUUACAUCUCUCUCUAAACCUGACCUGAAGGUGCAGCUUCCCAGGCACAUGCUCUGCUUUGCCGGUGCUGCAAGGAGAGAGGAACAGCAGAGGGCAUCUAAAUUACCAAAGUAAUUUCUUAAUCAAAUUCAAGGCCCCUUCAUUGGUCCAUCAGCUAAACCCUUGUGGUCAGUGUUUUCUGUAAAGCAAUUAGCCAAAACACUAAGCCCCAAAGACUAAGGGGGAAAGCUUAAAUUUAGCAGUCUCCCACGUACAAGUCACACCAGUUUAAUUAGAGGAGGUGGUGAGCAGUCCUGUUAUUCCAAUAAAUUCAUCUAUCCCAGCAUAGAUUUUCAUGGCAUGCAGGAGCAUGGCCACACCACUCUGUGUCAGUCUAGUCUGACCUAUAUAGAAUACAAAACCAUAGGCUAAGAAUAAUCCAUAUUCUUUAGCAGCCAUAUUCUUAGUAAUCCAUAUUCUUUAGGGCAUGAUAGAUGUUUGAUCAAAUUCAUUUAUGAGGGCUUCCAAACCAGACUUCAAAAAAACCCAUCCCUUCAAACAGGGAUUGCCUGUCAGAAGCGAGAUCUUUUAGACAUAUCCAAACACAUUAUUUUCCAUAUCCAUUCCUGUUGAGGUUUAUGUGCAUUUUAUUAAUUUAAUGUAUUAUUUUUUUCUUUCCCCCUUUUUAGCAAGUGAAAUGAGAGUGAAUGUUUGAUGUUGGAUUGGGUAGAAAAGAAAUAUAAACCCCUGGAAUCUGUCACUUCCUGAGUAAGCUGUAUUUGAUGUUGAUUACUUCUCCAUUCCAUUUCUAUUAUAACAAAAUGCAACCAGUGUAAUAGCUAUGAUUUGUGUAGACAAAAAGUAAAUUUCUC